Branchiostoma belcheri (Belcher's lancelet) is the source of this 1939-nucleotide messenger RNA. RefSeq lists its product as uncharacterized. Gene Ontology annotation, molecular function: copper ion binding; superoxide dismutase activity. The record is from RefSeq and is a predicted model, not a curated record. Lineage: Eukaryota; Metazoa; Chordata; Leptocardii; Amphioxiformes; Branchiostomatidae. Gene Ontology annotation, biological process: removal of superoxide radicals. The transcript is spliced from 8 exons. Bases 490 to 1893 code for a protein of 467 amino acids.
UGGAGGUCGGUGACUGGAACCAAUAACCGCGGGUAAUGAUCCACAUGUGUCUGUACGGAUCGGGUGUACUUCCCGCGCCUACAGACCAGGAUACCGAUCUGUCUCGUCCAGUGCCAGACCUUGGGAACGGGCCAGAGGUGACGCGCUGACGACCGCCAGGCUUUGAGAGGAGAACUUCCACCUUUUUUACGGGGAGCAUCUUCACCGGGGGAGCAUCACCCUUCCACUUUGGGACUUUCGGCACAGAGGUGUCGACAAAACUUUCCAGUUCCAUUUGGCGAUUUUUGCGCGCACGCUGUGCUACCCUCUGCGGGCAUAUCCAGCGUUUUGUAUGUAAACAGGCUCUCUUCCUGCGCUUCCUAGUUAAAAACCCCAGAAGAAUCGGGGGAACCUCCUAAUUGUUUCCAAAAAGAGCCACCUAUCUUGCCGUCUUAUUCCCCAGGUUACCAGUUCAACGGGCACCGGGCAGCCAGACCAGGCGAGCUAAGCAUGGCGCCCGCCGGAGUUUUAGUCUUCCUGUCCAUUUGCUGGACUUUGCUGCAAAGAGGAGAGGGACAGUACUACAGUCAGUACACUAACUACGGCGGCGGCGGUAAGGUCAUCGAAAUUACUGAGUCGUACGAGAUAUUUGAUUCCUCGAACCCAUCCGCCAGUUAUCCCACCUCCUAUGGCUACGACAAAUCGUACAACUAUCAACCGCAACCAUCACCAUCUGUUGCAGCUUGUGGAGACCAACACAACCUGUGCAGCGAGUGGGCCAAGAACAACCAGUGCGUGGAGAACUCCGGGUACAUGCUGGAAAUGUGCCCGCAGAGCUGCCGAGCGCCCUGCCCGCAGCGACCGGCCCCGUCUUACCCAUCCUACCCGUCCUACCCCUACCCUUACCCCUCCCCCUACCCAUCCUACCCGUACCCUUACCCCUCGUAUCCAUCGUAUCCUUCGUACCCGUCCUCUUCUGCUGGGUACUACGUCUCGGCAGCAGAGUUCUACCAGCUGCAGGUGAACGUGAGCGGGAUCUGGCAGAUCCUGAACAUCACCCACCCGGACCUGGUCCUCAACAUCACCGCGGAGAUGAAGAAGAGACUCGAGAGCAGCAGCACGUCCACAACGUCAACAUCAUCAACGACGACGACAACAACAACAACAAGCGGCUCUGGAUUCGGCACCGGUGCGGCGGGGUCAGCGUCUUGCUGCGCGGGAGUGAAGUGUGUUCCCCGGGACAAGCUGUCCUGCUCCCUGAACGAACAAGUCCUGCCGUACGGGGAGUGUUGCUACGAAUGUCUAGGAGAGACCGGGUACAGGUACGGGCACUGUGACAUGCUGCCCAACACGGCCAUCCCGCUGGACCAGCAAACGCCUAUCGCUGGUUAUGUUGACGUUAGGCAAAAGCUUAGCGGCGGUAAGAUUGAAGUGCGCAUGCAGGUGCUGGGCUUCGAUUCCAAGAGCCGGUCUUACGGCAUCACGGUUCUGCAGUACGGGGACCUGAGCCGCGGCUGCCUGUCUGCGGGCGACCAUUACAAUCCCUUUAACUACACUCACGGCGGCCCCAAGGACCAGAUUAGGCACCUGGGUGACUGGGGUAACGUGGAGGCCGACUCCACUGGCGAGGUGAACGCCAUCAUCAAGGACGAAGUGGCGUCACUGGUCGGACCCUACUCCAUCAUUGGUCGCACUAUUGUGAUCCAUGCCAACGAGGACGAUUUAGGAAGAGGAUCCAGCCCCGAGACCAAGAAGACCGGUAACGUGGGGAAGCGGCUGGCGUGCUGCGUGCUGGGCCACUCCGACGGCACACACUGGAAGGACCUGGAGAAGCUCAGGAAGAGGAAACGGGAGGCGGUGCGCGUGGAGGGGCCCUCCGCCCAGAGAGUCGUGCGGUCCCCCCGCAGGAACUAACGUGAAGGGGACACGGUAAUCUCCAAGCAAAUUCGGUGGGGCAAGG